AUGGCGCUUGUCGCGACAAUAAGGGGCGGGUUACCCGGCCGAUGUCUGGGUGUUCUGCAGCAAUCGGAGUACGAUUCGCCGUAUGUGGCACCGGUGGCCGCACGCGCCCGUUGUGGGCUGAUGCGUGGAACCUGCACCACGGAAUAUAUGCACAGAAUCCGAUUCUCAUUAUUUUCUCUUUUUCUCUUCUUCGAUUCCUUUUGCUUCGUCUUUCUUCUCAAUCUUCUGCAAGUUCUUGAUAUAGCCCACUGCGCGAUUGGCAUCGGACUUCAUAUCCUGAGCCUGGAUCUUCCACUUGUAGAAAAAUCCGUGUUUCUGUCGCAAUUCCUUGCGUUUUUUCUCCACUUCUCGAUUUACAAUUCCGACUUGCUCGUCGUAUGGGAUUCCCGCUUCGGCUUCGGCAAUGGUUUCCUUGCCAAAGAGAAAAUCAAAAACUCGACCAUCACUCCAAAAAAAUCCUUUUCUAUCAACUAUCCAAUUUUUUCCAGAAGGCGCUUCUUUCAACACAAAAAAGAAAAGCGAGCUGUCUGCGGUGCCAUAGAACCCACGUCCGGUCCACACUCUGCUCUUAUGUUUGCGCAGGAUAUUGGCAAGUGGAAUCGUAUAUACUGGAGUAGCGGUUCCAGGAACCAAAGGAUAGGCGGUGAACCGUACAUGUUCCACUGGUCCAGGAAGGUACCACAUACGACGGAUGAGCCGAGUGGGAAACUUGGCCACGGCAAAAGCUGCCACAAACAUGGUAGCUCCAAAACCCAGAUAUUUGACCAAAGAAAUGAACCAUUCUCUUUUGCGAACUGGACCCGUCAACUCUCGCUCAUUUUUUUCGUAGUCUUCGUUAGCUUGAAACCAGGCAUAUUCUGCCAAAACUAUUCCAUAUACCGUAAACAUAACUCCACAGCAAAAACAUGCAAGAAAAUAGAGCCGGUGGGGUUCCGCUUCGUAGAUCAAUUCCGGUUCUUUCUUCCUCUUAAGAAUUUGAAGAACCUGACGAAACGUCAUAUUGGGUCCCACUUGAGGUACUCCCGGCCUGGGCAAAAGUGUGGGCACGUUUUCCUUGCCCAAGGGAAAUUUUGGCAUUCUUUGUUUCCAGCCAUCAGAUUGGGUGGAUUCUCCAGGAAUAUGCUGUUUCAAUUGUUUCCACUCGCCGGGUCCUGGAGCGUUUUUCCGAGUAUCUGGGACUUGUGGCUUGUAGCGGACACCCAAAAGUGCCCGAAAAACCGUUCUGGGUGCUCUGAGAGCCUGGUGGGGGCCGAUUAA
Meyerozyma guilliermondii ATCC 6260 is the source of this 1257-nucleotide messenger RNA. RefSeq lists its product as uncharacterized. The record is from RefSeq and is a predicted model, not a curated record. NCBI's taxonomy places the organism in Eukaryota, Fungi, Ascomycota, Pichiomycetes, Serinales, Debaryomycetaceae. The coding region runs from base 1 to 1257 and encodes 418 amino acids. The transcript has a single exon.